UUGGUAGCCCUGGUCGAUCAGCUGGCCGAUGACAAUAGUAUUAAAGUACGAGCGAAAAAGUUUUUAAGCUCAGCAGGUGGCAAUGGAGAUGGAGAAUGCUCUAUAUGCAGAAGCCAAUGACAAAAUCCGGCUAGGCGAAGAGCUUAAGAAAUCUUUGGUCGAAUUCGAAGACAUUCCAGGAGUAGCCAAAGUGCAAAGGAAAAUAGAACAGGAACUUAAAUUUUUGGAAAAGGUUAUACGUACCAAAACCUUAAAGGAGAAUCACAUUACAAGCAGCAACUUCGUUAAUUAUGAAUUUCUAAUAAAAACGCUGCGCCUGCAACAAGGAGUUGUAGAUAUAAAUGCAGUAUUUAAUCUCGAAUCGCGUGAGAGUCCUCUGCGUGUAGAUAUUGUUGCGAAUAACGGUCUAAAGUGGAUAAAAGUAAUAGCACGCAAUUCUAAAUCUAUCGAAGAUGCUGCCAAAGGCUGCGUCAGCUUUGGCGCACGCAGUGUCUUGGAUCAGGCAAGCGAUUAUCUAGAAGCAAGCGAACUGCACUUCUGCAUGUUUCAACGCCCCAAGAUUGUUUUUUACUUCUCCAAUAAAAUUGACAGCUCGUUGCACGAUGAGCUCAAGGAAAUGGGAGUGCAAACUGCCUCGUUGGAAGAUCCCGACUUGGAUUUGGAUCAGUAUGCCACCUUGUCAAAUGAAUUAAACUUAGAUGUGACUACGUUGCUGGCUUACGUGAGCGCUCUUUCAAAUGGCGGCUGCCAUUACGUGUUUAAAGAACCGCUUCUAACUGAACAGGCUGAAAAAGAGCGCGAAUCUCCAGUUAAACCAAUACUCGACAAAAUAUUUAAAGACAAGCGCCUGGUGUGUUGCCAAUUAGCCAACGAUGCAUUUCAAAACAUUCUCAAUGUAUUGGGCGGGCCGAGUGAGCGCAAACUCGCUGAAGAGUUGAUGAAACGUGUAACAGUGUAUCCGGAUGUCGAGACGAUACCGCCAGAGUUUUCCAACAUACGAUUUACAGCUAAAGUAAAUGAACGAAGCUUAAAAAUAUUCAGUUUUGGCAUGGAUCGUAAAAUUUUUACAGUGACAUCCAAUAAAGCUUUUGUUAGAUCAGCUAAAAUGCAGGGCAUAAACGUGCCCGUUUUUGUGCAUGCGUCACGUGCGCUUACUGAGGGUAAACAGGCAACCGCUGUUCCGAUCUAAUGUUGUUAAUUUAUUAAAA
This is a messenger RNA of Drosophila hydei, 1208 nucleotides long. RefSeq names its product UPF0415 protein C7orf25 homolog. The record is from RefSeq and is a predicted model, not a curated record. The coding region runs from base 83 to 1189 and encodes 368 amino acids. The transcript is spliced from 4 exons. NCBI's taxonomy places the organism in Eukaryota, Metazoa, Arthropoda, Insecta, Diptera, Drosophilidae.